AUGGCCGAGACUUCUCGACUGGUCUGUGAGUCUGACCGUAGGUAUGGCACCUCAUCAGCCCGUGAACUACAUGCAAAGCAAAAAGUACAUGCAAACCAAGCUGAGCACGACGGCGAGGAAGUGCAUGAUCAUGAUAUCGACACCGAGCGUCGUCUUCUUCGCAAAGUCGAUAUCCGACUCUGUUCGAUAGCUGCCAUACUAUGCUCUUUGAACUUGCUCGACUCUGGGGUCAUCAGCUCGGCGUCCGUCACGUCAAUGAUUUCUGAUCUCGACCUGACUGGGAACAGAUACUCUGUGAGUAUUUUCAUCUUCACACUCGCUAGCAUCACUUUCCAGCUACCCUCGACGAUAGCUAUACGAAUAUUUGGCCCACGGAAAUGGCUAUCGUUUAUUACAGUCUCUUUCGGUAUCAUCACCUUUGGCACAGCAUUCGUUCACAAUUGGAAGGAGAUGAUUGCUCUUCGAGUGCUUCUUGGCAUUGCUAUGUCUGGCAUAUACCCAGGACUGAGCUACCUCAUCUCGACAUGGUAUCUGAGGAGCGAGCAGCAGACGCGAUUCGCAUACCUGCAAAGUGGACAAGUCAUCAUUCUGGCCACUGGCGGCAUUGUCAACUUCGCCUUAAACAAGCUUGAUGGCAGAGCUGGGCUGGCAGGAUGGCGUUAUAUGUUCUCGGUACAGGGCCUCAUCUCCAUAAUUAUCGGCUCCAUUACAUACUUCUGGAUGGUAGACUUCCCUGACAACGCUCACCAUAGCCUGUGGUUUGUGACGGAAAAGGAGCAGGCACUUGCAGUCUCGCGCAUUGAGAGUGACCGCAAAGAUGCUCAUGCCGAGCCGUUCUCUUGGCCAAACAUUCUGGUCCACGCCAAGGACAUCAAGGUCUACGGUUUUGCCUGCAUGCUCUUCUGCCUCAACCUGGUGUCCACAUCGCUCUCCUACUUUCUACCGAUCAUCCUGCAAAGCGGUAUGGGUUUCAACGAGAGCGAGUCGAUACUUCUGUCGGCCCCGCCUUACUACUAUGCUGUCAUCCCAGUGAUCGUGUCCUCGAUCGUAAGCGACCGAUACAGACUCCGCGGACCAGUCAUUGUCUUCAACUCUGUUUGCCUGAUCCUGGGCUUCUGUAUGCUAGGCUUUGUCGAUCAGGUCACAGUACGCUAUAUCGGAGCUUUUCUCGCCACUGGUGCAUACAUAUCGAAUUGGAGUGCAUUGACAACAUACUAUGCAAACAACAUUGCAGGACAAUGGAAGCGGGCGUUCACUGCCGCGGUCGUCACAGCCAUGAAUGGCGCCGGUGGUAUUGCUGGUAGUUUCAUUGUGCGCCAGAACGAGGCUCCUUGGUAUCCUACGGCCGUCUGGACCAGUAUCGGCAGCCACUUGCUGCUCAUUGUGUUCAUCUUGGCCUUCUCUGCAUGGUUUGCUAUUACCAAUAAGCGCCAAAGAGACGGCAAAGCGCUCAUUGAGGCUACCGAAGAAUUUCGAUACACUUUCUGA
This is a messenger RNA of Recurvomyces mirabilis, 1488 nucleotides long. RefSeq lists its product as uncharacterized. The record is from RefSeq and is a predicted model, not a curated record. Gene Ontology annotation, cellular component: membrane. Gene Ontology annotation, biological process: transmembrane transport. NCBI's taxonomy places the organism in Eukaryota, Fungi, Ascomycota, Dothideomycetes, Mycosphaerellales, Teratosphaeriaceae. Gene Ontology annotation, molecular function: transmembrane transporter activity. The coding region runs from base 1 to 1488 and encodes 495 amino acids. The transcript has a single exon.